AUGAUUUAUUGGAAGACUAUUGGAAAAUUUAUAUGUGCGACAAAUGGAAAUGUCUAUACAGUUGAUUAUCAAAAUCCUGCAUUGAAAAUCAUGACUGCUGUUCACAGUUUCAAUUUCUCUGACGUACUUGUUGCAGCGAAUGAUGUUAGUCUGUGGGUAUGGGUCAAUCCUAGAAAUCAUAGCAAUGAUGCACAUCAUGUUUACUCAACAGCAUUUCAAUUGACCCGUACGAUCAAGUUUGGAGAUACUAUACCAACUGCAUUUAGACAUGGAAUGACUUUUGCGUUGACAAACAGCUGUGUAGCAUCGAUUAACAGACGCCCAGAGAAUAAUGGCUAUGUAGCACAGAUUAUCAUUCUUACUCUGCAUAUGAUUUCUAUGAAGAUGCAAGAUCUAUGUGCUUGCAACGGCUCAAUACAAAUUCGCAGUGACGGGAUCAGCCAGUUCUUUAUCACAACUGGUCAAAACUUAGUUCAUUGCGUGAGAACAUAUGAGGAAAAAAGGAACGAAUUGAACUUAAAUACAAUGGUAACUCUAUAUUGCUAUACUUAA
Molecule: messenger RNA, 552 nt
Organism: Adineta ricciae
Lineage: Eukaryota; Metazoa; Rotifera; Eurotatoria; Adinetida; Adinetidae
Source: the annotation of a GenBank genome assembly